UUGAAAAAGGAGGGAAAUCAAACGCCCCCAUAAAAUAAAAUAAAAUAAAAACCCUAAAAAAUAAAAAUAAAGAAAAUAAAAAGAAGAAAGAAAACCCAGUAACUGUAAGUGCAGUGCACUUGAACUUGUUGAUAUGCAUCAACGGAAAAUCCAUUCCAUUUUCAUUCUUCACACUUCAUUGUUCAAUCGAUUUUCUUCAUUUUCCCUUCUCUGUCUGUGUAACAAUCUCUAAACUCGCAUAACUAUAGAACUUCUUCUAUGGCGAGCUUGCUUCGGAACACUUCAUUACUCACACGCUCUCUAUUCACCUCUCAGGGUUUGAAAUUAGGAGUAUCUAGCACUUUUCAGAUAUUGCCAUUUUCAUCUAAAGGUAGAAGGCGCUCUAAAUCUGAUGGAAGUGACUCAGGUGAAGAUACCAUGUCUAAGAAAGAUUUGGCCCUUAAGCAAGCUCUUGAUCAGAUCACUUCUGCAUUUGGAAAAGGAUCUAUCAUGUGGCUUGGUCGCUCUGACACACCAAAAGAUGUACCAGUAGUGUCUACCGGUUCUUUUGCUCUAGAUAUAGCACUCGGAUGUGGCGGACUUCCAAAGGGACGUGUUGUGGAAAUAUAUGGUCCAGAGGCUUCUGGGAAAACAACUCUUGCUUUACACGUGAUUGCAGAGGCACAGAAGCAAGGAGGCUACUGUGUCUUUGUGGAUGCUGAACAUGCCCUUGAUAAGACACUUGCGGAGUCUAUUGGUGUGAAUACUCAGAACUUGCUUCUGUCACAACCAGAUUGUGGUGAACAAGCACUUAGUCUCGUCGACACGUUAAUCCGUAGUGGUUCAAUUGAUGUAAUUGUUGUCGACAGUGUGGCUGCUCUAGUUCCUAAGGGUGAGCUUGAUGGUGAAAUGGGUGAUGCUCACAUGGCAAUGCAGGCUAGGUUGAUGAGCCAGGCACUUCGAAAAUUGAGCCACUCCUUGUCACUUUCUCAAAGUAUAUUGAUUUUUAUAAACCAGGUGAGGUCAAAGAUUUCUACUUUUGGGGGAUUUGGUGGGCCCACUGAAGUUACUUGUGGUGGUAAUGCCUUGAAAUUUUAUGCUUCUGUGCGGCUUAAUAUUAAGAGGAUAGGUUUUGUCAAGAAAGGUGAAGAGGUUGUAGGAAGCCAGGUUCUUGUCAAGGUUGUGAAGAACAAGCUUGCCCCUCCAUUUAAAACUGCUGAGUUUGAGCUUCAAUUUGGCAAGGGUAUAUGUCGAGAAGCAGAGAUUAUAAAGUUGAGCUUAAAAUACAAAUUCAUCACAAAAGCUGGUUCUAUGUAUUACUAUAAUGAACAUAAUUUCCGCGGUGUGGAUGCUCUCAAGAGUUUCCUGGCUGAGAAUUAUAGUGCUUUAGAAGAACUGGAAAUGAAGAUAAGGGAGAAGCUUUUAAAACCCGAGACAGACAAGGUAGCAGAGUCAGAUGGAGAUGUUACGGAAGAAAUUGCUACCCUUGAUUCUACCGACGAAGAAACCACAGCUGUUGUAGAAGCAUGAAUUUUAGUGAACUUUAAGUAUGAUGACUGACACUCAAGUCAGGAAUUUAUUUUUGGGUCAUUUUAUGUAGGCCUGUGGCACAUAAGGUGACAAGGUAUAUUACUAAUUGGCAAUGAAGCAAGGUCGUUAAACCAGAUUUUGGUCGUCACUAAUUAUUUGUAAAAAUUUUGCUGUGCAAUUUGUAUAGUGAUGUAUAUCUCGUCUGGUACCAGAAUUACAGAAAUAUGAUGAUUAAUUUUGUUUGUGAAAGUGAUUUCAAUAGUUUGAAAUAAGAUUAGUGUCUGACAA
This is a messenger RNA of Trifolium pratense (red clover), 1797 nucleotides long. Its product is annotated as DNA repair protein recA homolog 3, mitochondrial. Gene Ontology annotation, biological process: DNA repair. The coding region runs from base 259 to 1509 and encodes 416 amino acids. Gene Ontology annotation, molecular function: ATP hydrolysis activity; ATP-dependent DNA damage sensor activity; ATP binding. NCBI's taxonomy places the organism in Eukaryota, Viridiplantae, Streptophyta, Magnoliopsida, Fabales, Fabaceae. The transcript is spliced from 7 exons. The record is from RefSeq and is a predicted model, not a curated record.